Molecule: messenger RNA, 334 nt
Organism: Rhagoletis pomonella (apple maggot)
Lineage: Eukaryota; Metazoa; Arthropoda; Insecta; Diptera; Tephritidae
Gene: RpS16
Product: 40S ribosomal protein S16
Exons: 2
Coding region: 86-250 (54 amino acids)
Biological process (GO): translation
Cellular component (GO): ribosome
Molecular function (GO): structural constituent of ribosome
Source: RefSeq, a predicted model, not a curated record
UUUUCCUCUCGAAAGAUGAAAACACGGGAAAGCAAAGCUAUCAGGCAAAUACCAAUCAUUCCUACUACUAUAGAAGGCGUGAGUGAUGCCCGAGUUACAAGAAGACGUUGACGAGGCCUCCAAAAAGGAAAUCAAGGACAUCCUCAUCCAAUACGACAGGACUUUGUUGGUCGGCGACCCACGUCGCUGCGAGCCGAAGAAAUUUGGUGGUCCAGGUGCCCGUGCUCGUUACCAGAAAUCAUAUCGUUAAGCUUUUAUGGCGAUAUGCGAUUAGUUAUAUUUUAAGGUGUACACUCUUGAAGGAAAAAAUACAUUUUUUAUUUUGAAAAAUGGA